CAGAAUUUUCUAGGAAGUAGCGAGAAACAUCUGUGGUGUGUGCAAAUUAAAUUUUGUAGUUCAACAGGGACAAAAAAAUUCAUUUUUAUUAGAGAAAUUGGGCAAAUCACAUGUUUUAUGGUUCAGAUAUUAUUUUCACAUAAUUUUUAAGUUUUGUUCCAUUUUUUUUUUCCAGAAUGUAAUCACAGUUAAGUACUGGCUUAAAAUUGUCCCAGUCAUAUCUAAUUCUUUCCUCUGAUCCCCCACAGCACAGAACUCCUAUCUCAUCAGAGUGCUGACUAGCAUACCAGCCAUCUUGUCGCACUCGUAUUUCUGAUUUAAUCCAGUUCAGCCAUGCCUAAGAGCAGUAAAGUGACACAGCGUGAGCACAGCAAUGAACAUGUCACAGAGUCUGUGGCUGACCUGCUGGCCCUGGAGGCCCCUAUGGACUAUAAGAGUAGCCAGAUGAGCAUGAGCAUGCCUGGAGGAGGCGCAGCACCAAAGCCUGACAUCUCUCCAGACCUGGAGGAUGGCCGGCCAGCCUGGAACAGCAAGUUGCAAUACAUCCUCGCCCAGGUGGGCUUCUCAGUGGGGCUGGGCAACGUCUGGCGCUUCCCGUACUUAUGCCAGAAGAACGGAGGAGGUGCCUACCUUGUCCCCUACUUCAUCCUCCUCAUCCUCAUUGGCAUCCCACUUUUCUUCCUGGAAUUGGCAGUGGGUCAGAGGAUCCGCAGAGGAAGCAUUGGGGUCUGGAACUACGUUUGCCCUCGACUGGGUGGCAUUGGCGUGUCCAGCCUAAUGGUUUGUGGCUUUGUGGGUCUGUACUACAAUGUGAUCAUUGGCUGGAGCAUAUUCUACUUCUUCCAGUCAUUCCAGUUCCCUCUGCCCUGGGCUGACUGUCCCAUCCGGAGAAAUGGAAGCCAAGCCAUUGUAGAGCCAGAGUGUGAGAAAAGCUCCGCCACCACAUAUUUUUGGUAUCGUGAGACACUAAACAUAACCAGCAGUAUUGCGGACAGUGGAGGGCUAAACUGGAGGAUGACUCUGUCUCUGCUGGCUGCGUGGAUCAUUGUCUGCCUGGCUGUCAUCAAGGGCAUCCAGUCCUCUGGAAAGGUGAUGUACUUCAGCUCUCUGUUCCCGUAUCUGGUGCUCUUUUGCUUCCUGGUACGGGGAUUGUUUCUCAAGGGAGCGGUAGACGGCAUUGCUCACAUGUUCACACCAAAGCUGGAGAUCAUGCUGGAGCCACAGGUAUGGCGUGAGGCUGCAACGCAGGUUUUCUUCGCUUUGGGUCUGGGUUUCGGUGGAGUCAUUGCUUUCUCCAGCUACAACAAAAGGGACAACAACUGCCAUUUUGAUGCUGUCCUAGUGUCUUUCAUCAAUUUCUUCACCUCCAUCCUGGCCACGCUGGUGGUGUUUGCAGUUCUUGGUUUCAAGGCCAACAUUAUGAACGAAAAAUGUGUGGUGGAGAAUGCUGAGAAGAUUUUGGGCUACCUGAACUCCAAUGUGUUGAGUCAUGAUCUGAUCCCUCCUCAUGUUAAUUUCUCCCACCUCUCCUCAUCAGACUAUGCUGAGAUGUAUGAAGUUAUUAAAAUUGUGAAGGAGGACAGCUUUGCUCAGCUGGGCCUGGACCAGUGUCUACUGGAGGAUGAACUCAAUAAAGCCGUUCAAGGUACUGGUUUGGCCUUCAUUGCUUUUACAGAGGCCAUGACACACUUCCCAGCGUCUCCAUUUUGGUCAGUGAUGUUCUUUUUCAUGCUGAUCAACCUGGGUCUGGGAAGCAUGAUUGGCACCAUGACUGGCAUCACUACUCCCAUCCUUGACACGUUCAAAAUACGCAAGGAGAUCCUGACUGUGGUUUGCUGUAUCAUUGCAUUUUUUUGCGGCCUGUUAUUCGUCCAACGAUCAGGAAAUUAUUUCGUCACCAUGUUUGAUGACUACUCUGCUGGCCUUCCACUCACAAUCGUAGUCAUCUUGGAAAAUAUAUCUGUGGCCUGGAUUUAUGGCACCAAAAGGUUCAUGCAGGAUCUAGAAGAUAUGCUGGGUUUCAAACCAUACAGAUUCUACUUUUAUCUGUGGAAGUAUGUGUCUCCAAUCUGCCUCCUUGUUCUUAUUACUGCUAGUGUUAUUGAUAUGGCCAUCAGUCCACCUGGAUACAAUGCAUGGGUUCAGGACCUGGCGAUCGAGCGCUUCCAGAGCUACCCUACAUGGGCUCUGAUCAUGUGUUUCGCUCUCAUCGUUGUAGCCAUGCUUCCUCUGCCACUGGUAUUCCUCGCACGCCACUUUAACUGGCUUCCUGAUGGCUCCAACAAACUGUCCGUCUCCUACCGCAAGAGUCUGACGAAGGACACCUCCAACCUGGAGGACGAGACACGUUUCAUCCUGGGUAAACACACCAGCGAGACUCCCUCUCCCAUGCCCAGCCACCGGGCGUACCUUGGCCCAGGCAACACAUCACCUGUCGAGCUCAUCACCAACUCCACGUCCAUCAGCGGCUAUGGCAGCAGCUACCAGACCAACCCUGUUCCACCUAAAUCUGAGUCCUGAGUUCCUCCCUGAUCUGAAGGCAUCACCCACGAAAGACUGAUAAACCAAAAGGAAAAGGGAGAAGCCACAGCAUUUAUCAUUAUUUAAUUGAAGCCAUAAAGGGUGAGAGGGAUAAUGUGUGUGUGUGUGAGGGGGUAAUCAAUGAAUAAUAGAGGACUGAAAAAAAGGAAAGAAAGAAAACAGUCACAGAAGGACAUUCUCCAUAUUUAGCCCUAAUUAGCAGACGGUGAGUUGCAAUUAGUUCCUUCUCUUUCCUACCUACACCUACACAUUUGGACCAAAGGCAUUUCUACAGGAUAGCUGGUGGACAGAAAGCACUGAAUCAUCCACAUAACACUGAGAGAUUUACAUAAUCUUCCGGUAAGUCAUUCACUAAAAAAUGCCCUACUGAAUUUUACACAUACUGUAGAUAUGUAUAAGAAUGAAUGUAGAUUCAUUUUUUAAAAACAUUUAAGCCACUGACUAAUUAGCCACUGACCCUCCAUAGCCAGAAUCUUUGGAUCUAGUAAUGCUUACAGGGGAAUGAAGCACAAAGGUGUUUUAGUAUGUUUCUUUCUGUUGUAACUAUUCUUCAUGCCUGGGUUGAGGUGUGAAAACUGCUAAGUAGGGAUCCACUGAUCCCAUUUUUUUUUUACUUCCUUUGUCAACACAAUGCACAUAUCACAGUUCUGAAUAAUCGAUAAUACAUGAACCGAUGUAAAACCUAAUUACACAAAUAAUUGCAAAAGGCUUGCUCUGAGAAUCACAAAUUGAAAAGAG
Messenger RNA from Ictalurus furcatus (blue catfish), 3279 nucleotides. RefSeq names its product solute carrier family 6 member 17 (gene slc6a17). The record is from RefSeq and is a predicted model, not a curated record. Gene Ontology annotation, biological process: L-leucine transport; glycine transport; alanine transport. The transcript is spliced from 11 exons. The coding region runs from base 334 to 2520 and encodes 728 amino acids. Lineage: Eukaryota; Metazoa; Chordata; Actinopteri; Siluriformes; Ictaluridae. Gene Ontology annotation, cellular component: synaptic vesicle; plasma membrane.